This is a messenger RNA of Linum trigynum, 237 nucleotides long. The record is from the annotation of a GenBank genome assembly. NCBI's taxonomy places the organism in Eukaryota, Viridiplantae, Streptophyta, Magnoliopsida, Malpighiales, Linaceae.
AUGAGCGCCGCCGCCGCCGUUCGCCCUCCCGUCGCAGGAAGCCCCCUCCCUCCAACCCUUUCCUGGAUGAGCGCCGCCGCCGCCGCCGCCAUUCUCCCUCGGUCACAGUUGGCAGCAACAAUCACCAGACGCGCGAUUCCUCGAUCCUUCUUCCUCCUCCUUCCUCGAUCGCGGUUCCUGCUCGGCGCGACGGUUCCAUCUUACUCCUCCGAAAACCAUAGACCGGCAGACGAUUGA